CAGCUUUGCGCACGCGCGAGCAGAAACUCGACCCUCAAACCCGGAUGUAACCAACGCCUAACCUGUCUAAGGAAAAACGAUGCAGACUAUAAAAUGUGUGGUGGUCGGCGAUGGUGCUGUAGGGAAGACCUGCUUACUGAUCUCCUACACGACCAACAAAUUCCCCUCGGAAUACGUGCCCACGGUUUUUGACAACUAUGCUGUGACGGUGAUGAUCGGAGGAGAGCCGUACACGCUUGGCCUUUUUGACACAGCAGGUCAGGAGGACUACGACCGGCUGCGUCCCCUCAGCUACCCUCAGACCGACGUAUUCCUCGUGUGUUUCUCCGUCGUCUCACCGUCAUCCUUUGAGAAUGUCAAAGAGAAGUGGGUUCCUGAAAUCUCUCACCACUGCCCACACGCACCCUUCUUGCUCGUGGGAACUCAGGUGGACCUGCGGGAAGACAGCAAUACCGUGGAGAAGCUGGCCAAGAACAAGCAGCGCCCCCUAUAUCAGGAGAGCGGUGAGAAGCUGGCCCGCGAGCUCCGAGCCGUCAAAUAUGUGGAGUGCUCUGCUCUCACACAGCGCGGCCUGAAGAACGUGUUCGACGAGGCGAUUCUCGCGGCGCUGGAACCUCCCGAGACCAAACCCAAGAGAAAGUGCAUGCUGCUAUAAGCACCGGACGGUGACGGAAAUGUGAUCGGGAAAGUCAGUCUCAUGGGGCCAGUUUAGAAUAGAACCAAAAAAAUCCAGACCAAACAGAAAGGGGAAGGGCGAACGGGAGCGCCACGGAGACUGAUUCAGUAGCACGCGUGCAGUGAUUGUGCCUUCACGAGGGAAGCUGAGGGAACAAAGUUGAGCAUUCACCUCGCGGCUCAUCUCGGAAAGCUUUUGCAGUGUUUUUGGUGGGGCAGGCCCCCCCGCCCCCGACAUCCACCCCUCCCCUCCCAACCAGUUUCUUCCCCACACAUGUUCCAGUGAAGCUUUAGAAAGAGAUCAGGGCUCCUCCUCACGACGUGGUACUCGACCUGCUUCUGUCUGACCUCUGAUUUGGGCAAUGGAAGCAGGUGAGAUUGAUCAACACUCCAAAUUCAAAGUAGCUUUCUUCACUGGCUGCUCCGCCAUCGCCAAGUUUCGGGGAGGCCAAGUGUUUUGACCCUUUUCCCUUCUGCGGGUGACUUCGACUUUAUUCCUCCUCGUGUAUAUUUUAUUGAUCUGUGACUUUUGUUUUGGGGACUUUGUUUUCGAUUUUAGCAGUUAUUUACUUUGAAACUUGAGUCUUAUUUCUGUUUUUUUUUUCUCCAGAUUUUAAAAUUUUUAUUUUUAUUGAUAGAAAAACGACUCUUGAGUGAUCAUUGUAACAAAUUGAGAUGUAAUAUUUUCCAUAGAUUAAGAUGAUAACCUUUGCUAGUAAAAUUGUGGGAGUUUGUAAUCACUGAAUAUUUGUAAUAAAAUGGUUUAACUGAC
Messenger RNA from Synchiropus splendidus (mandarinfish), 1447 nucleotides. RefSeq names its product cell division cycle 42, like (gene cdc42l). Gene Ontology annotation, biological process: small GTPase-mediated signal transduction; modification of synaptic structure. The record is from RefSeq and is a predicted model, not a curated record. Gene Ontology annotation, molecular function: GTP binding; GTPase activity. Bases 80 to 655 code for a protein of 191 amino acids. Gene Ontology annotation, cellular component: dendritic spine. The transcript is spliced from 6 exons. NCBI's taxonomy places the organism in Eukaryota, Metazoa, Chordata, Actinopteri, Syngnathiformes, Callionymidae.